Molecule: messenger RNA, 966 nt
Organism: Ogataea parapolymorpha DL-1
Lineage: Eukaryota; Fungi; Ascomycota; Pichiomycetes; Pichiales; Pichiaceae
Product: putative dehydrogenase
Exons: 1
Coding region: 1-966 (321 amino acids)
Source: RefSeq, a predicted model, not a curated record
AUGUUUUCGCCUGAUGACCUUCCAUACUUCGAUCCCCAUACAAAGCGACGCGUUUGCUUCAUCUCUGGAGGCAACAGCGGCAUAGGCUAUUACACGGUUCUCCACCUGUACUUGCACGGCUACGUUGUGUAUCUGGGUGGCCGUAACAAGAACCGCGUGGAAACCGCAAUACAAUCGCUGAAGCAGGAGGCAUUGACACGCAGAAAAGAUCCGCGCCAGGCUCUUGGCGAGCUCUACUUUCUGGAAAUCGAUCUGCUCAACCUCAGCUCUGUUGAGAAAGCAAUGGCAGAGUUCAAAACAAGGGAGAAAACCCUUCAUCUGCUCAUCAACAAUGCUGGCAUCAUGGCCGUACCAUUUUCGCUUACCAAAGAUAACUUUGAAAUCCAACUACAAACAAACUACAUCUCGCAUUUUCUCAUCACCAAUAGGUUGCUUCCAUUGAUGCUAAACCCAUCUCUUGUCCAAGACCCCAGAAUUAUCUACAUAAGUUCUGUCGGCCACUGGUUCACUUUCUUCCCUUUCAAGAUGGACUACCAGUUCAACUAUCGUCCUAAUAUCAUUUUCACGUGGUUCAGAUACGGUCUGGCGAAGACUGCUGGGAUGCAGUUUAUCAACAGGGUUGCAAAAAUCCACCCGCAAAUUCUUUGUGUCUCUGUACACCCUGGUUUCGUCAUGAACACAAAUCUCUUCAGCCACUUUACGCGAUUACCAUUUAUCGGAUUGCUAUUCUGGGUUUUCUUCCAGAUAUUUGGCUACUUUUUCGGUAUUUCAAAUGAGGAAGGAUCUUAUGCAACACUAAAAUGUGCGCUGAGUGACGAAUUGACACCACAGAAAGAUAACGAGAAAUUCUUUGUUUCCUAUGGAAAAGAGCACCAACCUAGCUAUCUCGCAAAAAGCUCUUACUACGCCGCAAAUAAUUGGGCCUGGACAGUGGCAGAGCUAGAAAAAAGAGGCAUCAAAAUCUGA